Messenger RNA from Leptosia nina, 2928 nucleotides. The record is from the annotation of a GenBank genome assembly. Lineage: Eukaryota; Metazoa; Arthropoda; Insecta; Lepidoptera; Pieridae.
AUGACGGAAGAAAAUAUGCCUUGCGCGUACUACGGAGUUUAUCUCUUCAACAUAACAAAUAGAGAAGCGUUUCUCUCAGGAGCGGACGCCAAGUUAAAGGUGGAAGAAGUGGGGCCCUUUACUUACCAAGAAUUCCGCACCAAUUCCAAUUUUGAGCUGGACGAGGAAAAGGGUGUGUUGCGGUAUUCUCCGAAGCUGACAGCCAAAUUCUUGCCAGAAAAAUCUAUAGGCGACCCACGCCACGUGCAAGUGCAAGUAAUCAACAUCGGUUUUUUGGCAACGGCUUCGACGCUAUCAGCGUAUCCCUUCAUCACUAAGCUGGGGUUCAACUUGCUGGCCCAUAAGCUGCGCUCCACGAGCAUAGUGUCUACCUCCGUGCAAGACUUUCUUUGGGGGCAGUACGACCCCAUAAUUGAGCUUGCCCACACCCUGAUUCCGGGCAAAAUAAACUUCUCUACAAUGGGCAUCUUGGAUCGGAUAUACAGCGGCGACAAAGACAGCGUAUACGAACUAGGAAUAUCGGGAAAGGAAAAGUUUCUAAUCAAAAGCUUCAACGGCGCCAAAAGUCUACCUCACCUGGGAUAUCAAGCAGAAACACUAAGCCGAUGUAACUCUUUCGAAGACGCCUUCGAGGGACUCUCCUACCCUACAGAUUUGACAAAAGAAACCCGUUUGAGAAUCUUCCGUAAAUCCUUCUGCCGCACGCUAGAGCUCCAGUAUCAGGCUACCAGGACGGUGGACUACGGCAUCGAAGCCUUCGUUUACAGUUUAAAACAAGAUACUUUCGCCAACAAGUCGGAGACCAAUUAUGCAAAUUCAGGACUAUCCAACGCUCACUUCUUGGACAGCAAUCCAAAAAUCGCAGAACGCGUAGAUGGUUUAAAUCCUAAUAAGAAAGAACACGGCAGCGAAUUUAUUAUAGAUCCGAAACUGGGCAUUCCACUAUCGACUAAGUUCACCCUCCAAGGCAACUUGGUGGUUGACGACGUGACCUUCAACCCUGCCUCUAAGCCUUUCGCCAAUAUGGUCGUGCCAGUGAUCUAUUUUAAAAUUAAGCAACCCAAACACUCGGAUGGCAUCAACCUUGGCCUCUGGGCGGUCUACGUCGUGGGUCCGUACUUAAGGCGUUCCACAGUCGUCAUCUUGUUUCUGGCAUCGUUCUACCUGCUGAUAAAAGCCGUCAGACUUUAUUAUGCUUCGCUGAUUACCGUCAAUAUGGACUUUCUCGUUACAAGAGUCCAGCUAUUAAAAGAUGGACAGAGCGUGGAUAAAAAUAAUAUCAAUCUGACAACGGGAAGCGAACGCUCGUGUCAAUGUGGGUAUUGGGACGCGGCUGGGGACGCUCAUAGUAUCGAAGUGAAAAUGAAACCCAGAAAAGAAGAGUGUCUUGAAGGCGAAAGGUGGCAAACCGGUAAACGUAUAAUAUACACAUUAGUUGGCUUGUUCCUCAUUAUCAUUGUUGUGAUUUCGCUGGCCAUCGAUCCUAUAACCUUACUGGCGAUAUAUAAAACAAGAAUCGCAGCGGGAUCAUUGUACCACGAAGUUCUUCAAAGACCGGAACUCGCUGGCGCCCACGUGGAGACGUACGUGUUCAAUAUCACUAACGCGGACGAGUUCACGUCAGGAAUUGAUUCCAAGCUGAAAGUCCAAGAAGUCGGACCAUUUACGUACCAAGAGUUCAGAACUAACGCAGACUACGAAUUGGACGAAGCGCACGGUGUUAUGAGGUACUCGCCCAAGAUCAUUACAAGGUUCAUUCCGGAAAAGUCAAUAGCAGAUCCGAAGGAUGUAAACCUCACUGUACCUAACAUUGCUAUGUUGGCUGUAUCAUCAAUGGUAUCCAAAUCGUCUUAUAUCACUCGCGUUGGCUUCAACAUGCUCUCGAAACAGCUGCAUUCGAAGCCAAUUUUAAACAUAGACGCUGAGAAAUUCCUUUGGGGAUUUGAAGAGCCUCUUAUUAAAUUUGGGCAUAACCUCAUGCCUGGUGUCAUCACAUUCGACAAAAUGGGAAUCUUGGACAGACUUUAUGAUGUUGGUGACUUUAGAUUUGAAGUGGGUUCCACGACAAAAGAUAAAUUCAGAAUAAAAACAUACAAUGGAGAUGGCGGGCUCGCAAACCUGGGCUUUAAGACGAACCCAUCUCGCUGCAACACAUUCGAGGACACCUACGAAGGUAUCGUGUACCCCCCAGAUUUAGGAGGGGACGACCCUCCGGUCCUCCGGCUAUAUCGAAACGUUUUCUGCCGCAUUAUGGAUCUGGAGUACCAAGGUACCAAGACCAUGGACUAUGGGCCUGAAGCCCUCCACUACGCUUUUGGAAGAGACGUCUUCUCGAAUAACUCGAACAACGCGUGUCUUUGCAAAGAUGACGACUGCGUCAACGGUGUUUCCGAUUUGUCACCUUGCUUCUUUGGUCUGAAGUUUAUGUUGUCGAAUGCGCACUUUUUAAAUGCCGACCCAGUCAUUUACGAGCGUAUUGAGGGCUUGGAGCCGUCGGAAGAACUCCACGGAAGUGAAUUUCUCAUAGAUCCGAAACUCGGUGCGGUGUUGGCCACCCGAUUCACUUUACAAUUGAGUGUGGCCGUGUCAGACGUCAGUUUCAAUGGAGCGACCGAACCCUUCUCCGAAAUGAUAGUUCCGGCUGCUUAUUUUAAAAUCGUACUACCCGACUUACGUGAAAAACAGAAACACGACAUUUGGUUGUUAUACGUCGUCCUACCCUACGUCCUUCACUCGGUGGAAAUCAUUCUCAUUCUGGUAGGAUUGGUUUUGCUUCUCCUCGCCAUCAAGACUUACUUGCCCAUUUAUACCCAUAGGGAGAAGAACGGCGUCGUCAUCAAUGAAAACCCGCAAGCCGAGCCCUUGUUCGAUAGCCAAAAAAUCAACCUAAAAGAUUUAUACUUAGAUAAUGAAACGAAUCGUAAAUAG